This is a messenger RNA of Myxocyprinus asiaticus (Chinese sucker), 3537 nucleotides long. Its product is annotated as aryl hydrocarbon receptor nuclear translocator-like protein 1. Gene Ontology annotation, biological process: regulation of transcription by RNA polymerase II; circadian rhythm. Gene Ontology annotation, cellular component: cytoplasm; transcription regulator complex; aryl hydrocarbon receptor complex. Gene Ontology annotation, molecular function: protein dimerization activity; DNA-binding transcription factor activity, RNA polymerase II-specific; RNA polymerase II cis-regulatory region sequence-specific DNA binding. The record is from RefSeq and is a predicted model, not a curated record. The transcript has 21 exons. NCBI's taxonomy places the organism in Eukaryota, Metazoa, Chordata, Actinopteri, Cypriniformes, Catostomidae. The coding region runs from base 640 to 2604 and encodes 654 amino acids.
AUACCAUUGCAAGUAAUGCAAGGUGAUGUUUUCUAAUAGAGUUCAUAGCACACUUUCAUAUGUCAUGUGGUACAUUGGUUAAUAUGUUUAUAAUGUGUAAGGUGGGUUUUUUCGACUACAUUGGUUCAAGCUGUAGGAAUGCCGAGGUGACUGAAGAAACGUUAAAAGCAAGAUGGAAUAAAACUGUGCAUUUCUUGUCUAUAGGGCUGGAACGAUUCAUCGACGUAAUCGAUUACAGAAAUACGCCGAUUCGCAUAACAUGCGUCGGCACGUCGCAAUGGAGUAAUUAAAAUGGCAGCGCCUGGCUUAAGUAUUCCCCCGAAGAACAAGCUGCAGCUAAAAAAAAACUCGCCUACGGUCAUCUAAAGCUUGGGAGUAUUUUAGCCAGAGACCAAACAGUGUGGUGCUGUGUAAGCUAUGCAAAUUGGAAAUGACUUAUCACAGCAGUACAACCGCCAUGAACGAACACUUGAAGGGAAAGCAUCCCGAAGCACUUUGUCAAGAUGGCAGCAAGGCAGCACUGUCCAGUGCCUUUUAGCACUGUGAGGAGAUGGCUGCUAUCUGAGACGAGCAUCGUGACAGACAGCCUCCAUAGAUGGUGAAGGAAGAGCAGCCCUCGUCAACCUCUGUGAUGAUCUGAUGGCAGAUCAAAGAAUGGACAUCUCCUCCACGAUGAAUGACCUUAUGUUGCCCAGUUCUAGUGACCUGAUUAGGAGUUCCAUGGCGACACCGGGCAUGGAGUAUACCCGCAAGAGAAAGGGCAGCAUCACAGACUAUGAAAUCGAUGGAUUAUCUUUUGAAUCUGAGGCUUCAUGGAUGAGAUUCCUCAUCCCAAGCUCACAGCACAUACAGUCCCCUGAGAGUGAACGAGACAGUAUGGACACAGAUAAGGACAGGAAUGAACUUGGAAGGGACUGUGUUGAUCAGCAGGGUCGGAUUAAGAAUGCAAGGGAGGCUCACAGCCAGAUAGAGAAGAGACGCAGAGACAAGAUGAACAGCUUCAUCGAUGAGCUGGCUUCAUUAGUGCCUACCUGCAACGCCAUGUCCUGCAAACUGGACAAACUCACUGUGCUGCGCAUGGCGGUUCAGCAUAUGAAAACACUACGAGGUGCUGCAAACCCUUAUACUGAAGCUAACUACAAACCAGCCUUCUUAUCAGAUGAUGAGCUAAAGCACUUAAUAUUAAGGGCUGCUGAUGGUUUUCUUUUCAUUGUCGGCUGUGAUCGGGGGAAGAUCCUUUUCGUGUCAGAGUCUGUCUACAAAUUUCUGAAUUACAGCCAGAAUGAUCUGAUUGGCCAGAGUUUGUUUGAUUAUUUGCACCCCAAAGACAUUGCAAAAGUCAAGGAGCAGCUCUCCUCAUCUGACACCGCUCCAAGAGAGAAACUCAUCGAUGCUAAAACCGGGCUGGCAGUUAGGACUGACAUCACCCCUGGUCCCUCCAGACUCUGCUUCGGGGCCAGACGCUCCUUUUUCUGCCGAAUGAAAUGCAACAGGCCCCUUGUCAAAAUGGAGGACAAAGACUUUCCCUCUACUUGCUCCAAAAAGAAAGCCGAUCGCAAGAGCUUUUGCACCAUCCACAGCACUGGCUAUCUAAAGAGCUGGCCGCCCCCUAAAAUGGGCUUAGAUGAAGACAACGAGCCUGAUAAUGAAGGCUGUAAUCUCAGCUGCUUGGUGGCCAUUGGUCGAUUGCAUCCUCAUAUUGUCCCUCAACCCAUUAACGGAGAAAUCAGGGUGAAGCCUACUGAGUAUGUCUCACGCCAUGCCAUUGAUGGGAAGUUUGUCUACGUGGACCAAAGGUCCACUGCCAUUCUUGCUUAUCUACCUCAAGAGCUACUAGGCACGUCUUUCUAUGAGUAUUUCCAUCAGGAUGAUAUUGGACAUCUUGCUGAAUGCCAUAGACAGGUACUAAAGAUGAGAGAGAAGAUCAACACUAACUGUUACAAGUUCAAGAUUAAAGACGGCUCUUUUAUAACUUUAAGAAGUCGCUGGUUCAGUUUCAUGAACCCUUGGACCAAAGAAGUAGAGUACAUUGUCUCCACUAAUACAGUUGUCUCGGGCAGUUCGCUUGAUGGGGCAGAUCCCAGCUAUUCUCAACUCACUUCCUCUCCCCAGAGUAUGGACAGUGUCCUUACAGCUGGUGACAGCUCAGGAAAGCGUGCUCUCCAGACUGUGCCUGGAAUCCCUGGAGGCACAAGACCCGCAGCAGGAAAGAUCGGCCGCAUGAUUGCUGAGGAGGUGAUGGAGAUCCAAAAGAUAAGAGGCUCAUCCCCUUCUAGUUGUGGCUCAAGUCCCCUCAACAUCACCAACAGCACAUCUCCUCCGGACACAUUCUCCCCUGGGGGCAGGAAGAUUCCAAAUGGUGGAACUCCAGACAUUCCUUCUGCAGGGAUGGUGUCCAAUCAGGACAGCAUAGGAUACCCCUAUUCCAACAGCUCUGUUUUAAGUGAUAAUUCACACAUUGGUAUUGGUGACAUCAUGGAUGAACCUGGCUCCAGCAGCCCCAGUAGUGAUGAGGCUGCCAUGGCGAUCAUCAUGAGCCUGCUGGAGGCGGAUGCAGGUCUGGGAGGUCCAGUGGACUUCAGUGACUUGCCCUGGCCGCUGUGAUAGCCCUUGGUCAUUCUGCAUCUGAGCGAGAACUUCACUGUCAUGUGUACACCCUGUCACUCUGUGUCCUAACCAGGCACAAUUCGAUGAAGCGAUGAGCCUUGAAUCCUAUCUUGUCCAUGAUAAUCUGGGUUGUUUUCAUCAUUAGCCAUUACAUGCAACAAGACAUUUUGUUGGUUGCUUGGUUUCUAUUUCUGUCACAUUGCACACAGUGAAAUCUCAUUGGUACAAAUUCCUGCUCCACAGCUUCUCGCUCACUUCAAGCAGUAUUUUAUUUUCAGUGAAGACUGAAAAAUUACUUGAUGCUGCCAACUUGCAUGGUUAGGAUAUGUGUCAGACUGCUCAACGACAAUGCCGACAACAUGCCAUUAUCAGUACUGUUAUGAUUAAAGCUGAAGUGUGUAAUUUAUGUGCUACUAUUGUCACCAAACGGAACUGCAAAAAUCAUGAUGUUUUCAAAAAAGGUUUCCCGAACACUCCACAUCUAACCCUCAAACUCCCACCAUUGUUUGAGCCAACAUUGCUGUGUUGGGCUAGUUGGGAUGACAAACAAACAUAGCACCUACAAAUGGCUAACUUACAGUUGUCUCUGGAUAUAAAGCUGGGAUAAAGUAUUUUAACAAAAAGGAAAAAAAAAAAAUACACACUCCUGCUUUAAGGAUGUUGUUUUAACAUAUAGAAUAGAGCACUUAAUGUCAAUUCCACAAUCAAACAAACAAAAAUCUUGUUUGGUCAUGGAGAUAUUUUCUAUCUAUCUCUCAACUCGUAUGUUCUUUCUUUUGUGUCAUAAUAUUUGCUCAUAAAAAAAAUCCAAUGUGUAUCAUAGUUUUGUGUAUUGUAACGUAUAUGAAUUAUUUUAUCUGAAUGUAUGUGUUUUAAGCAGAUUGAAAGGGCAUUGACAUAUUUUUAAAAUAAAGUAUUCCUUUUUCUUGA